AUGUCAAAACAACGAUCGAGGAAAAACAGCAUUGAUCAUUUUGUCCCCGAGAAGGAGAUGAAAGCCGCGAGGAGGAAGAGCUGCAUCAUCACGGUUGAAGACGAGAUAAUAGAUUUUGCAGACAUUCCACACCUGUACUCUCACUUCAUGGAAAGCGUGACAGUAGAGGACCUAAUAGCAAGAUCUCCAACAGCCAGAAUAGGAGAUAACCGAAGGAUGCCUUGGGCCUACGAAGAGCGUUCGUCGUUGUCGAGCCCGUUGGAGAAGGCUGAAGCAACUGAUUCCAUAGAUCGGUUCGGAAAUUUUGUGAUGGAAGGAUCCUACCUUUUUGCAGACAAUGCAAGGAACAGUUUGGGUAGAUCCAUCAACUCCCAUGGAAACUUCGUUUCGAGCAUCGAGUUUUGCUCUGAGUCCUCCAGUGACCUUUCGGUGGAUGCCUCGGACUGGGAGGAGACGAAGCAGUCCGAUUGA
Molecule: messenger RNA, 471 nt
Organism: Guillardia theta CCMP2712
Lineage: Eukaryota; Cryptophyceae; Pyrenomonadales; Geminigeraceae
Exons: 1
Coding region: 1-471 (156 amino acids)
Source: RefSeq, a predicted model, not a curated record